GUGUGUAACCAUGGAGACGCGCUCGCUGUGAGGAGGCUGAUCAGCAGCCUCAGCCGCGCGCCACUCAGUCGCUCUGUGGAUCUGUGGAUGCGAGAACCGUCCGAGCGCACCGGCACCAAACUAAACAAUGACAUUAUCUCACACGAUACGACACAUCCACAGCCAUAUCUGACAACCUUCAACACUUCAGUGCCUCUUCUGCUCGCCGUUUCCGUCCAGCCCCGUGUCCAGAGGCUCCAGUUGAACCAUGAUGCUCAGCAGCUCAGUGGACGUCCCAAGUCCAGGGGGUAUGAGCGCAGUGGCGGCCCGUAACGUGAUUCGCAGUUCCAGCAUAAGCGGGGCCAUGUACAAUCUGGAAAAAAGCCCAAGUAACACGGGUCCCGAUGCCACAGGCCUGGCUGGAAACAAGAAACGUCGCUCCAGUCUCGGAGCCAAAAUGGUGGCUAUUGUGGGUCUGUCACAGUGGAGCAAGAGCACACUGCAACUCAACCAGCAAGAUGGAGGAACCAAAAAGCUACGCAGCACCAUCAGGCGGAGUACAGAGACGGGUAUAGCGGUGGAGAUGAGGAACCGCGUCACGCGACAGGGCAGCAAGGAUUCGACGGAUGGCAGCACCAACAGCAACAGCUCUGAUGGAACGUUCAUUUUCCCUACCACUCGUCUGGGCCCUGAAAGUCAAUUUAGUGACUUCCUGGAUGGCCUUGGCCCCGCCCAGAUAGUAGGACGGCAGACAUUGGCCACACCUCCAAUGGGUGAUGUUUAUGUUGGAGUGAUGGAUAGAGGAGGUCAGUUAGAGGUGGAGAUCACACAGGCCCGAGGGCUGACCCCAAAACCAGGCUCAAAAAACGUUCCAGCUACAUACAUAAAGGUUUAUGUCCUGGAAAACGGCAUGUGUCUCUCUAAAAAGAAAACCAAAGUGGUCAAGAGAACCCUGGAUCCCACAUUCCAGCAAUCACUGAUGUUUGAUGAGAGCCCUCAGGGCAAAGUGCUACAGGUGAUUGUAUGGGGGGACUACGGCCGCAUGGACAGCAAGUGUUUCAUGGGAAUGGCACAGAUCCUUCUGGAUGACCUGGAUCUGUCAUCGACGGUGAGCGGCUGGUACAAGCUCUUCCCAACCUCCUCUAUGGCGGACCCCAGCAUCGGACCCCUGACGCGUCGCCUCUCUCAGUCCUCGCUCGAGAGCGCCACCAGCCCCUCGUGCACCUAAGCGCGGCCGAGAGACCCAGCCAUCCGCGUCCCCUUAAAUAUGCCUGUGUUCUCUAUCUCUAUGUGUGUAUCUUUGUUCAAUAUACCCCACCACCUAUACCCCAAAAAGCAUGUACACACACUCUGAUAGAUAUAACCAACUCAUAACCCAGAGCUGGAACGCUCUUCUUUCUACAGAUAUAUUACAGAGUUGGAUACAAAUCAGGCACGACGCACACAAACGCUCACACGCACCUGUGUGUGGAUGUGUGUGUAACCAUGCAGUACAGAAAGGGUCACGGCUAGUUACAUGUAUAUCCACAUUUUCCACAGGUCGUAACACAAAACAAACAGGGGCAUUUCAUAGUUAUAUCUGGAAAUGUUCCUGACGAUGUAGCAUUUGUGUCGGUUUCUGUGGCCGUGGGUUCUUCUAGACCUGCAGGGUCCGGACCUCCGAGGGUCGUUCAGUUCUCUAUGCCAAACCCGAUAAAAGUUUUAUUUUUUAAAAACCAAAGCAAUUCUUAUUAUCUGUAGUUAUUCUAGAGUAUGGAUAUGUAGCAGAGUCAUCGACUUAGAUGAGAUGCAAAAAAAAAAGAAAAACUCGUAGACUACAUACAGAAUUGAACUUUUUAAGAGCAGGGCUCAACUCCGCAGGUCAGGUUAUUGGAAAUGCACACAGCUGCUGUCGCGUAACGUAGCAUAUUUUUCCUUUUCCGAGAAAAAUUUGUGUUCACGUAUUUAUCGAUUGCAUUCUGCACGUUUAUUCGCAACCCUCGUUGAAGAAAAUAUGUGAACGGCUACUUUAAGCUUGCCUAUAAAUUUAACGUAGAAUUGUAGACGGUAGGUAACUUAUUUCGCUAACUUUUCGUCUGAAAAUAUAAUCUGCACUGAGCUGCAUACACGGUCGGUGGAAAUCAAACCCCUCCGUAUGUUAAGGAGAACCAGCUGUCCAGUUAAACCAGCAACCCCUCAUUUCCAGCUGCAUUGUGGGAUACACGGGAAAGAUCAAAUAAGACUUCCUGUACCGGCAGCGACGCAAAGCAUUCUGGGAAACGUAGGCCUGAUCUGGUGAUCUGGUACUGGAACGGCAUCUCUUUAUGUUUGGAAAAAAGCCGCAAUGGACAAGUUUGGGUUUCUUCUUACCAGCAUAUGAAUCUACUGUAACUGUUUAAAAGGUUUCCUGUUAUACUCAGGAGGUCAACGCUGAACAACAUCACACGUAACAAUAUGAGGAUUGGCGAUGCAUUCGCUCUCCCAAAAGGAUCCCAAAGCCCAAACCAAUCCAAUUCUGUAUAAUCCUGGACGUUUUUUGUUGUAAAGCUUAUGAACUGCUAGUGUGACUGUUGCUGUCCAGUCAGUCUUCUUUAGCUUCCUCUAUGAAGAUUGAGUCUUUGCUCGGUCUUUAGUAUUGCUCAAGAUGGUGCUCCAUAUUAAAGGCGGGGUGCAUGAUCUCUGAAAGCUCAUGUUGAUAUUUGAAAUCACCCCAAUAACAAUAACAAACACGCCCCUACCCCAAUAGAAUCUGGACCUUCAUUUGAUGCGACCCAGGCAACGAUGUCGGUUAGUAGACACGCCCCUUACUGCUGAUUGGCUACAAGUGUGUUUUGGUACUCGGCCCGACUCCCUUUUCCAAAGUGUUUUCAAAAAUCACGCACUCCGCCUUUAACAAGAUAAGGGAUUUUUUCCGUAAAGGAUAUCUUGCAUAUCUUAGUAUUUCAUUUUAUACAAACCCUUUGUGGUUUAUUAAGUUAUUAUGUUUUACAAUUUGCUUUUUAUAGCAGAAUCAGGACAUGUUUUAUUUUUAAAACAAAUUGAUCAGAUUUGUUAUAUCAUCUUAUAUUAGAAGUGAUUUGUGUCAGGAUAGUGUUUUGUAAGAAAGAGACCAUCAGCGAAGCUUUUCAACUUAUCAUUUUAGAUCAAAUCAAAAGUUGAAGUAGUUUUGGGGCUGUAGUAUUUAGUAAAUGCUGUACAGCUGUUUCAAUAGCCGUGUUUUUUAUUUGUUAAAAUCACUGUUAUCCUGAUCAACAUGCAAGACGUACAGCACAGAAUCAUUGAACAAUCCCCAUACUGUUAAUACUUAUAAUAUUAACAUCACAAUUUCAUGUCAUUUUUUUCUCAAUAUCUGUAGGCUACAAAGCCUUUCUGUCUGUGCACUUAGCAUGCACAGUUUUCACUGCAUUGGUGGUGUAGAGGCCAUAAGGGUUUCUUUAGGAAAUCACUUCUUUACUGUUUAUCUGAAUGUUUCAUCUUCAUGCAAUUUAUCUCAUCUUUGGUCAUCAUUUUUGAUCAAGGCUAUAUAGGACAUAGAAAAUGUUUCCUUUCUUGCUCUGGGUCUUGUUGCUUAACCAUGACAAAAAAAUUACAUAAUUUUGACCACAAAAAUCACUACACUGUAAAACCUAACAGUCAACUUAACUCAAACCAUUUAAACCGGUUGCCUUAAACCAUUUAAGUUUUUAAACACAUACAUUUAAGUACUGUGAACUUGAGUCAUGUGCAAUUAUGCACUAGUGUGAACUUAAAUAUAAGUGCAUAACUGCAUAUGACUCAAUUUGUUCACAGUACUAAAAUGUAUGUGUUUUAAAACUUAAAUGGUUUAAUGCAACCGGUUUACUUAAAUGGUUUGAGUUGAAUUAACUUUUUAGGUUUUACAGUGUAUACAUUAAUACAAACGGGAGAGUACCGCGCACAAUAAAUGCAUUGCAUUUGAAUUGUUUCUGCAAGGCCAAUAUCUAUGUUGGACCAAACACAAUGGCACUUUCUUAUUUCUUAUAUAUCUAUAACUGCAAAAAAAAAACUAAAUAAUACAAUGAAAGCAACUCAUUCUGCAGAAACUUUUCAGUCCUUUUCAACCUGUUGUCACCUUUAAAUGUAUAAAAGUUAAAUGGAAGUCACUGCUGUUAACACUCACAUUGAACUCCUGCUUUUUUGUAUUUGCACAAGUUUUGAGUGUUAAAGUUGAACUUUCGUGUUGCACCACUAACAGACAAAAGUUUGUAGAUCAAAUUCAGAACAAAAUAUAAGACUUCGUAAUUGUAACUAAUUGUUACAAUUGCAUUAAUUUACUGAAAACACAAUUGUAUUUGCAGGUGAAUGUUUGUCCUUAAUGCUAUGAAACAACUAUUGGUAGAUAUUAAUAUUUUUAUAUGUCAUUUUAUGUACUUGGGAAAGUGGGAUGGUGUGUGUCCCUUUACUGUAUGAAAUAUUUACAAAAUCAUACUGGCGUUGCAUUUUUGCAAAAAGAGUCUGAAUGCAUGAAUAUUUAAACUGUAGCCUAUUGCUUUAAAAAAUUUCAGGCGUAGUGGAGGGAUGUUGUUUGUUGGAAUUCAGAGCUAGACCAAAUGCAACAGUGACAAAAUAAUCUAGUUUGGAUGCAUUUUGAUAUUUGAAAAUUGCUUUUGGUCCUUGCUGGACCAUGACAGGUAAACUGUAAAUAUACAUUUCUAAUUGGGCAGUGUUGGCUUUUUGAGUAUGAUGUUGUAAAUACCAGAAAAGUCACUGACCAUCAGUUUAGUAUAAAUGCAUUGGUGUUCAAUCAGAUGAACUAUCAGAAUAAAUGGUCAAUGUACCCCAGCUAUACCCUUUCAAAAAGUACAGCUUUCAUAUUAGUUCCUCAGAGGUACAUAUUGGUACCAAAUGGUACAUAUUAGGACAUUUUUAAAGGGUACUGCCCCGGUGGCAGCUGGUGGUACAUAUUUAGACCAUUUUUUUUCCAAGAGUGUACAUAAUGACGCAAGUUUAGGUUUUCUUUGCAGCGAGUGACCUCAGCCUGACUGGGGAAUGACCUUAAUACAUCAAAUACAGAUACAUAACAAAAUGCACAGCGGGUUUGUGUUAGCAGACAAUCAGAAUGGAUACAGUCACAGCAUUUACAGUCAAAUAUGGUCAGUAGGUUAUUGUGAAUUGAGAAUUAUAUGAUUAUUUUUGCUUGUCUGGUAUUGUAUGAUGUAUAAUAAUGAUCUGUAAAUGUUGAGAGAUUGCUUUCAUUUCUAAUAAGAUUGUGAUCUCCCUUUACACGUACCUGGACCCUUUUAAAACCCUUGUAAUAUGAGGUGCGUGUUGUCACAUUUGUGAACAUAUAUUAGGGUCAUUGAAGCUAUAUUUAGCUUAUUUUUGUAAAAAAAAAAAUAUUAUGGUUAACAGUAUAAAGCUGAAUUCUGCUAUGUUGUAAAUUGCCUUACUUGUCAUAUUUUAUUUAAAGGCACAGACAGGUUAUUCAAACCUUUGAGUGUUUUGCUUCAAUAUUGAAAAUUAUAAUAGUGAUACUAAAGUCUGAAUGUAAUUAUUAUUAAUAUUAUUAUUAUUAUUAUUAUUAUUAUAUUUAGUUGUAACUUAUUUUGUUAUUUCAAAUCUGACAAAAAUUAUUUGAUGUCAUUUGAAAUCCUAAAUUGGCAGGAUAACAUAUUUUAUUUUUUUUUUUUUAUGUUUUUAGGCUAAAAUGGAAAAACCCCAGAUCCUGGUAUAAUUAAAUCAAUUUAAAAUACAUUGGAUCUGAGCACUCAAUCUUUAGCUGAAAACAUCAGAUUGGUACAUUUUAAUAAAAAUAAUGCCCAUGUACCCAUAUUUCAAAUGUCACACUCGAUUGCAUGCCAAAUUUUGGUGAUGAAAAUUGAUUUUAUGAAAGUUUGUAAAUUGAUAUGGGGACUGUCAGCAUUGUGAGCACAUGUAUUUCUUAGUGUUUGCUGUUUAUUUUCUCAAGUGGCCAUAUAAGAGGCAAUGAAGUCUUUUAAAUAUUGAUUUAAAGAAACUUGUUUCUUUUAUAAGAAUAUUAUGAUUAAGAUAACCUGUAUAAUUGUUUUGCACACUUGAGCAAAAAAAAAGAUGCUAGAAGACUAGCAAUCACAUAAAAUGUGUUUAUUUUACAAAUGCAAAGAUGGCCAUUUGCAGUCUGUUAAUGUAGCAAAACUGUUAACAGCAAAAAUGUCUUUGUUGUCUCCAUUAAUGAGUCAUUGGUAUUAUUCAUGACAUGAUUACCAGCACAAAACACUGUUGUGACACAUUCGCCAUUUCAGAGAGAUUUUCAGCUUGUGUGAAAUGUAGCUCCAUUAAAAACUUUGUUCAGUUAACCUGGGUGAGAAACCACUGCAUUUAACUUGUACCAUAAAUCUCCUCUGAUUUAAUCUCUGUUUAACUCCAACACUAUCUUAAGUCCAAGAAGACAAAGUAGGCCAGAUUUUACAGCGGCGUUAGUGGUUGGUUAUAGUUUUAUCAGUCAUGGAGAUGUUUGAAAGUAUUUGAAAUGAAAAUGUGCUGCUGUUAUGCAGUAACCGAAUGUUAAAGAGUUGUACGAGGAAGCUGUAAUUUUAUACUCGUGCUUUGUAAAUGUUUUCUAUGUGCAGUAUUUGAUAAUGUAAAACUGGUAUUUUUGUGGUUUGUACGCUGCAGAACUGAUUAUUUAGGGUGCACGCAGUUUUGUAAGAAAAGGAUGGGAAACUUUUUCAAAAUGUAUUUUGACUGAAGCCUGUAUCUGCAUGCCUAUUGACUACUGGAAGCUGGAGGUCAAUAAAUUUGAUUUGAAUAAACUUUUUCUUCAUGA
This is a messenger RNA of Misgurnus anguillicaudatus (oriental weatherfish), 6721 nucleotides long. It is a transcript of the gene rims3, whose product is annotated as regulating synaptic membrane exocytosis 3. NCBI's taxonomy places the organism in Eukaryota, Metazoa, Chordata, Actinopteri, Cypriniformes, Cobitidae. Gene Ontology annotation, molecular function: small GTPase binding; transmembrane transporter binding. Gene Ontology annotation, cellular component: presynaptic membrane; cytoskeleton of presynaptic active zone. The record is from RefSeq and is a predicted model, not a curated record. Gene Ontology annotation, biological process: regulation of membrane potential; positive regulation of synaptic transmission; calcium ion-regulated exocytosis of neurotransmitter.